Molecule: messenger RNA, 1500 nt
Organism: Didymella exigua CBS 183.55
Lineage: Eukaryota; Fungi; Ascomycota; Dothideomycetes; Pleosporales; Didymellaceae
Product: NAD(P)-binding protein
Exons: 1
Coding region: 1-1500 (499 amino acids)
Molecular function (GO): mannitol dehydrogenase activity
Source: RefSeq, a predicted model, not a curated record
AUGCCUCACGCUACAGAGCCCCAGUCACUAAGGCUCAACGCCGCCAACUUGCCUGAGUUGGAACACGCCACUGUUCCCACUUACGACCGCGCCAGCAUGAAGCACGGCAUCGUCCACGUUGGUGUAGGUGGGUUCCAUCGCGCUCACUUGGCCGUCUAUGUCGACAGCCUUCUUGAGCAGCUGAAGCUCAAGGACUGGGCUAUCUGCGGUGUCGGCCUGCAGCCCUUCGAUGCUGAGAUGAGGAACGCCCUCGUACCUCAGGACAACCUCUACACAGUCAUCGAGCGCUCCGCACCCGGAUCCAAGGCUCGCGUCAUUGGCAGCAUUACAGACUAUCUCUUUGCUCCUGACAACGCUGAGGCUGUCAUUGCUAAGAUGGCUCACGAGGACACCCACAUUGUCUCUAUGACCAUCACCGAGAGCGGUUACUUCUACAACGAGAACACACACGAGCUCAUGACUGACCACCCAGACAUGGCAGCCGACCUUGCUGGCGCUCACCCUCCCCGCACCUUCUUUGGUUUCGUCUACGCUGCGCUGGCGCGUCGUUACGAGGCUGGCUUGAAGCCCUUCACCGUUCUGUCCUGUGACAACAUGCAGAAAAACGGUCACAUCACCCGUGAUAUGCUUCUCGCGUUCGCCAAGCACCGCGACCCUGACGUUGCCGCAUGGCUCGCUCAGAACGGUGCUUUCCCCAACUCCAUGGUUGACCGUAUCACCCCCAGGACCGUCGAAGAGGAUGUCGUCAAUCUUCGCGAGGAAUUCGGUGUUGAGGACUCAUGGCCCGUUGUCACUGAGCCCUUCAGCCAGUGGGUUGUCGAGGACAAGUUCUGUGACGGUCGUCCCGCCUUCGAGAAGGUCGGUGUCCAGGUUGUCAAGGACGUCAAAAACGUUGAGGAGUUUGAGCUGAUGAAGCUCCGCCUUCUCAAUGCUUCUCACUCUGCCAUGGGAUACGCCGGUUACCUCUCCGGAUUCCAGUACAUCCAUGAGACCAUCGGUCACCCUGUCUUCGGCAAGUUCAUCAAGAACAUGAUGAAUGAGGAGGUCAAGCCUCUUCUCCCUAAGAUCCCCGGCGUUGACGUCGACGAGUAUAUCCAGACCCUCAUCGGCCGCUUCUCCAACCCCACACUCAAGGAUGAGAUCACCCGAAUUUGCCUUGGUGGCUCCGGCAAGCUGCCCCAGUUCAUCAUGCCUUCCAUUGCCGAGCAGAUCGUCGCUGGAGGUCCUCUCCGCCGCCUCACCCUUGCAACUGCCGCAUGGUUCCGCUACCUUCGCGGUAUCGACGAGCAGGGCCACGACUUCCAGCUCUCUUUUGACCCUAGGAAUGAUGAGCUCCAGAAGAUUGCUCGCGAUGAGGGCAACCCAAUGAAGCUUCUCAGCAUUGGCGAUCUCUUCGGUGAUGAUCUCCGCGGCGACGAGCGUUUCGUCAAGGAGCUCACUGAAUCCUACAACGCCCUUGAGCGUGACGGUGCUAUGAAGACUGUUGAGAGGAUUGCAUAG